Messenger RNA from Zingiber officinale, 1871 nucleotides. Its product is annotated as methylmalonate-semialdehyde dehydrogenase [acylating], mitochondrial-like. Gene Ontology annotation, biological process: thymine catabolic process; L-valine catabolic process. The transcript is spliced from 19 exons. Gene Ontology annotation, molecular function: methylmalonate-semialdehyde dehydrogenase (acylating, NAD+) activity; malonate-semialdehyde dehydrogenase (acetylating, [NAD(P)+]) activity. Gene Ontology annotation, cellular component: mitochondrion. The coding region runs from base 116 to 1732 and encodes 538 amino acids. NCBI's taxonomy places the organism in Eukaryota, Viridiplantae, Streptophyta, Magnoliopsida, Zingiberales, Zingiberaceae. The record is from RefSeq and is a predicted model, not a curated record.
UUCCAUUUCGAGCAGCGCCAGCGAGGAAUGGGUUUGCCUUCCUCCAUAAAUGGUGCCCGCACCGUAAUGGGCUCGCUCACCUGCCGCUGCGUGCUCACUCGCCUGGCCCACCGCUAUGCUUCGUUCUUCGCUUCACCGAGCCUCCGACGCCCGGGCAUGGCGGCGCCUGGCCGCCUCCGUCGGUGUCCUUCACCUCUCCACUGCCGCACAAGCAUCGGCGACCCACGGCGCGCAUCCUCCGAGGGUCCGGAAUCUCAUCGGCGGAGCGUUUGUGGAGUCCCAAUCCAAAGAUUGGAUUGAUGUUGUCAACCCUGCAACACAAGAAGUAGUUUCUAGGGUUCCGAUGACCACUGAUGAAGAGUUCAAAGCAGCAGUGAAUGCAGCCAAAGGGGCUUUUCCACAUUGGAGAAAUACACCAGUAACUGCUCGACAGCGGAUCAUGCUGAAGCUUCAGGAGCUUAUCCGAAGAGAUAUGGAUAAACUUGCCUUGAAUAUCACAACUGAACAGGGGAAGACUCUGAAAGAUGCUCAGGGUGAUGUUUUCCGUGGUCUAGAGGUGGUGGAGCAUGCUUGUGGAAUGGCAACAUUGCAGAUGGGUGAAUACAUCUCCAAUGUCUCAAAUGGCAUUGACACAUAUAGCAUUAGAGAACCACUUGGUGUGUGUGCUGGGAUAUGUCCAUUCAAUUUCCCAGCUAUGAUUCCCCUAUGGAUGUUUCCAAUGUCUGUUACUUGUGGAAAUACUUUUGUUUUAAAGCCGUCAGAGAAAGAUCCAGGGGCUUCAAUGAUGCUUGCUGAGCUAGCGAUUGAGGCAGGGUUACCAGAUGGUGUCUUAAACAUUGUUCACGGAACCAAUGAUGUUGUGAACAACAUUUGUGAUGAUGACGACAUCAAAGCUAUAUCAUUUGUUGGAUCAAACACAGCUGGCAUGCACAUAUAUGCUAGGGCAGCUGCAAAAGGAAAACGGGUUCAGUCAAACAUGGGUGCAAAAAAUCAUGCAAUUAUCAUGCCUGAUGCCAGUCCAGAUGCAACUUUGAAUUCUUUGAUUGCUGCUGGAUUUGGUGCUGCAGGUCAAAGGUGCAUGGCACUGAGCACUGCUGUGUUUGUUGGAGGCUCAAAAUCAUGGGAGGAUGAACUAACUAGACGUGCCACAGAACUGAAGGUAAAUGCAGGAACUGAGCCAGGGACAGACCUUGGUCCUGUGAUCAGUCGACAGGCAAAGGAUCGCAUCAGCAAAUUGAUUCAAAGUGGCAUAGAAAGUGGUGCGAGGGUUGUGCUUGAUGGCAGAGGCAUUAUAGUUCCUGGUCAUGAGCAUGGAAACUUUGUUGGCCCUACCAUUUUAGCUGAUAUUACAGGGGACAUGGAGUGCUACAAGGAGGAGAUAUUUGGUCCAGUUCUCCUUUUGAUGACGGCUGACAACCUCGAUGAGGCUAUCCAAAUUGUGAAUAGUAACAAAUAUGGCAAUGGGGCAUCCAUAUUUACGACAUCAGGUGCUUCUGCAAGAAAAUUUCAAACUGAAAUUGAGGCUGGUCAGGUUGGCAUCAAUGUGCCGAUUCCUGUACCAUUGCCGUUCUUCUCAUUCACUGGCUCCAAGGCUUCUUUUGCUGGGGAUCUAAAUUUCUACGGCAAAGCUGGUGUGCAAUUCAAUACUCAGAUCAAGACCGUGACGCAGCAAUGGAAGGACACCUCCGGCCAAGGGAUCUCGCUAGCAAUGCCCACAUCUCAUAAAUCAUGAAUACACAUCUGCCCUUGCCAUUGUGACUCUUUUGACAGUGAAUUUAUUCGGACUUCUUUCCAAAAUAGUAAGAAUAAUGUUUUGUAGAUUGCUUCUGCUCCUAAACAAAAGUAAAGAUAUAUUUGGUGCUUUAUUUUCA